Messenger RNA from Cajanus cajan (pigeon pea), 1407 nucleotides. RefSeq names its product S-adenosyl-L-methionine-dependent methyltransferases superfamily protein. Gene Ontology annotation, molecular function: mRNA 5'-cap (guanine-N7-)-methyltransferase activity. NCBI's taxonomy places the organism in Eukaryota, Viridiplantae, Streptophyta, Magnoliopsida, Fabales, Fabaceae. The record is from RefSeq and is a predicted model, not a curated record. Gene Ontology annotation, cellular component: nucleus. Gene Ontology annotation, biological process: 7-methylguanosine mRNA capping.
AAUUUGGGGGAAAGUUGAAUGUGGAAAUGUGGUGAUACAGAAGAGUGGAGAGUGGGUUGAAGUGUUGUUGUGCGAAGAAGAAGAGGAAGAGGAAGAGGAAGAGGAAGAGAAUGAGUCAGUCAACACACACACACCAAAGGCUCUAUGAUUUUGCGAAAAUGGCUCUCAUCAACAUCUUCGCUCAUCCCUACGCAACGGUCUGUGACUUGUAUUGCGGAGAUGCUGAUGCUGAUAAAUGGGUCGACGCGCAAAUUGGCCACUACAUUGGAAUUGACGCGUCUUCGUCUGGAAUUGAGCAAAUGCGAGAAGCUUGGGAGAGUCACAGGAAAUCUUACACUGCCGAGUUCUUCCAGGUUGAUCCUUGCGCGGAGAAUAUAGAAACGCGUUUGGAGGAGAAGACCAGUGUGGCUGAUGUUGUCUGCUGUUUGCAGCAUUUGCAGUUGUGUUUUGAGACUGAAGAGAAAGCACGGAAACUGCUGCAGAAUGUGUCUUCUCUGCUGAAACCUGGGGGCUAUUUUCUUGGUAUUACUCCUGACUCAUCUACCAUAUGGGCCAAGUACCAGAGGAAUGUUGAAGCCUAUCACAACAAAAGCAGCAGCAUGAAGCCAAACAUUGUUCCCAACUGCAUCCGGACAGAGAAUUACAUGAUUACUUUUGAAGUUGAAGAAGAAAAGUUUCCUUUAUUUGGAAAGAAAUACCAGUUAAAAUUUGCUAAUGAUGUCUCUGCUGAAACCCAUUGCUUGGUUCAUUUUCCAAGUUUCAUCAGGUUGGCAAGGGAAGCUGGCCUUGAGUAUGUGGAGAUUCAAAACUUGACCGAGUUUUAUGAUGACAACAGAGCACAAUUAGCAGGCCUGCUAACGCACUAUGUUCCAAACCUCUUGGAUCCUAGGGGGAGACUUCUACCUCGUUCAUAUGACGCGCUAGGUCUCUACACCACAUUUAUAUUUCAAAAGCCUGACCCGGAGAUUGCACCUCCAAUUGCAACUCCACUCUUGCCGGAUGCUAGUUAUAAUCACGAUGAGCAGGGAAUCAGCUGGCGAGAAGACGAAAUAAUAAAUAUAGAACCUGCUAUUGGGCUGGGCAAGAUAAGCGAACAAAAGGGGAUAUUGGGCCCUGGCCCUGCAGAUUUACGUUUUCCAGAAGCACUUUGAAUGUUAGGAAUUCAUAUUCACUGCAAAAUCAUGGUGAAAUCAAUACGAAAUUAACUAUUUGUUGUUUCAGAAAAUCACAGCUAGUUACACUUACUGUGUUACCAAACAUGCAAUGCACUGAAGCUACAGGUUUAGGUGAUUUUGUUGUUUCUGAUGCAAUUAAUAUUUUACUAGCAAAUGGCAAGCAAAAAACAAAAAAGGCAGAUAGGUGUUAACUUCUUUUUUAAAUGGUAAAGGUUAGGUUUGGUUGUUUUCA